AUUUAUUUUAGUGUUACAAUUUUUGGAGAGGAAUUUUUUUCGAUGCCAAUGUUUUGACAUAAGUGAAAAUACAAACAAAUGUAAUAAUCAACAAUGGAGUUUGAGAAAGGAUGAUUAAAGACACAAUAUUCAGUUGUUGAAAUAAUUUCAUGGUUUAAGAAAAUUCACAAUGGGAACUGGAAUUCCCCUUCUGAACGAAUAUAAACGAGAAUUCCUUUCUAAAAGAUUUCCUCAGACACUGCUUGGAGGACCUAAAUUAAGACUUGGAUAUGAAGCACCUGUUUAUGUAUAUUUCCAACAGCUGCUAUUAUUUCUGUUUCCCUUUCUUAUUGGAGGUAUAUUCACAUUAUUAGUAGAACUUAAAACCAUAGAUGAUUAUGUAGGCAGUAUUAUAACUGGAAGUUUGAUUUUUACGUGUGUGUUGAUUGUGCAGUUGACAUCAACAAUAGUUCAAGCUCAAAACUCAUCAGACCUUCCAUAUCCUACGAAGAAAAAUCUUUUAGCAGAGGAAGAUGAAAUCGACUUCUUCUCCUGCUGUGGUGUUGAAACUUUGGAAUUUGUUGUACCAAAAAAGAGAUUCAAGUUUAAUAUUGUUAUCCAUGCAGUAUUGUCAGGAUUUGUGUGUGGGUUGACCUUUAUGUACUUACUGCCAAUGACACUGAAUUCACUUUACAGUCACAACACUGGGGCAACAGUAGUAUUGUACAUAUUUGGUUGGUUGACAUUAUGCAUAGCUCAGUACUCCUUAUCUGUAGGGUCACCACCAGAACCUAAUACUUACAAAACACAAGAUAGCUGGGAAAUAGCUCCACUAAUGAGGUCACUGUAUGUUCUCAUUUGUGUUUCAAUUUAUCUUAUGAAUAGGUAUUACUCAACAGUUUUCAAUACAGCUGACCAAGCACUUCACAUAGUAUUUGCCUGUUUACCUCUUGCUUGGAUAACAGGCUUGUUACCUCCCUUAGAUGCUUUCAUUCUCUGGUUAUUUGAACAGAUUCAUGUAUUUAUGUUAGGAGGAUCUCCUGUGUCCUCUGAUAUCAGAUUACUUGUCUUGAUGGCGAUUUCAUUUACAGUAUUUCUUGCUGCCUACUUUAUAAAGAAAAGUAUAGCAACAGUUGUUAUAUGUGCUUUGAUGGGAUACUUACUUAGCCUUGACCUUGGUGCAGCAGCCAAUAACAUUUAUCAUUACUUACUGUUUAGGAAUAAAGUGACAUCGGGUACCAGUUCAAUGGAUGUCACGAGUCAGACAUCCAAAUAUGGGUUUUUAUGGAAAUUUGGAUUAUUACAAUGUCUUUACCAUUUUGUCAUGAUAGUUAUAGUAGGAGUCAUGUCAGGAAUGUUAAAUUCUAACACAGGCACUGCCGGUUCUAUAGAUUCAAAUGCAUGGAAAACAAUCGGUUAUGUUAUAAUUGGAUGUUGUGUAGCAGAGAAAAUAUUUAGAGACUUACAGAAUGUUUAUAUUUUUUUUGGAUUGUGGAGAAACUUACCGUGUAUUUAUCCAAAUAGUAGAGGAAGAUCAUAUGACAAAAGAAGGCGGAGACUAAGAAUACUAGGUGUAAUAAGGAGAUUUAUAGUAAACUGGGUGAGUCCUUUCCUGAUGCUGGCUUAUAUAUCAAUCCUCAUCACCAGUACAGAUCCAGAUUCUGUGUCUCUGACAACAGGAAUGGACACUACAAUAGCUGUAUGGUACACAUUUGGUACCGUUAGAGUAUUCAGAUGGAUUUGGCAGGGAACAGUUAGUAGCCUGCUAGAACUCUCAAUUGUACACAUAAUACUGGUCGCCAUUCCAAACAAUACCACAGUUAUAAGUUAUGGAGUACCAAUACUGUCACUUCUUAUUGGACUUUCUAGAGACAGAUUUUUCCAGUUCAUCUACAAGUUAUACUUUGCCUUUACUCUUCUGGUCACAUCUGUAUCAGACAAGAAACAGAGGAGGAAGUCAACAAUUCCAAUAUUUGUCCUAUCAAUAUUGUUUUUCCCUGUGGUACUGGGAAUCAUUGGAGCAGCCACUGUUCUUUCUGCACCACUGCUUUCACUCUUUACCCUGCCUUUGUUCUUCAUUGGAUUUCCACGUCCAAACAAGUUCUGGCCUGAGGCAGUAGGAGCAUCGGCUAACAGUAAUCCAGAUACUAUGUUUUAUAUGCAAGUGGCUCCAAAGUUAUCACAAACUUUAAGGGCAGCAUUUGCAGAUGGUAGCCUUGGUGAACCAGUACCAGGUUUCCAUUACCUUGUCAGAUUUCAAGACAGACUUGUAUGGGUUAUGGUUCUUGAGAGAGGUUAUGGAUUCUGUUCUUUGAAUAUUAAAGGAUUGGAAUUGCAGGAAACAUCUUGUCAUACUGCUGAAGCAGCAAGGAUAGAUGAAAUAUUUGAAUCAGCUUUUGAAAAGGAAGAUGCUUCUUGCAUUGGUUAUAUCAAUGAGUAUCCAAUGCACACAUUAACACCAAUGGAUUCUGCUAAUGUAGAGGCAUAUUCUGAUGCUAGAAAUGUUUUGACAGGAAUUAUAGAUUAUCCAGCUAAUUAUGAUAUUGUCAUGAACUCUUUCAUCAAAGCUUUAGUAUGGGUUCUAAUAAGACAUGUUAAUCAGAUGAAAUUAAAGGAAGGAAAGAAAAAGGGUGAUGAGAGUCUGACUAAGUCUAGACAAAAACCUGUCGAAAAGGUAGAAUUGACAGAAUUCAAAAAGGAAUCUAAUAAUAAUUUUUCCAAUGGUCUCAAUGGAAACUUAAGGCAUUCCAAUAAUGUAACAAAUACAGAAAAUACAAGGAAAGGAAACUUGCCAGCAGUUCAUAAAACAACCGUGGAAGUUGUGAUAGAUAAAGAUAACAGAACAACUGUCCGUCCACCAUCUUCAAGGUCGGUAAAAAGGAAGUCAUCAUGGUCUUCACUCAAUAGUUUUACUGACAGUAUAUUUUCUGAAGAUGGUAUAUUCAAUGAUAAGAAACCACCAAAAAAAGAAAUAAAAAAGUCAAUAGUAUCAAAUAAACCAAUGAAAUCGGAUAAUGAUAUUGACGUCCUUGAUGAGAUGUUAGAUGACCUUGACUUUGGGUUACCAGCUAUGGAUAUUAACCAAAGAUCAAAACCUGUCAACAAUACAUCAAAGGCUCCAAUAAAAAAGAACCAGUUUUCUUAUGGAAACACAAUUUAUAAACCUGUCACUAAUCUAGCAGGGUCACCUGACUUUAAAUGCUCACAUUCCACUCAAAUAAGUUUACCAUCCAGGUGGAGAGAACUGCCAUUAGAAUAUUCACAGCUGUCUCGGUACUUAAGUAAAUUUCCACGAGACUGGUACAAACAUGUAUUGGGUACAUUAGACUGGUCAAACACUGGACUAUCAACACAACAAGUACUAGGAGAAGUUACCGGGGAUGAGGCUCUACUUAAUUGUUACUCACAGCUUAUCAUGGCUUGUUAUUCAAUUUUUGAAUCAAAUGGAAGUGUAAAAAGUGCUAGUCAGCUAUACAAGUAUUAUAAUGGUGAUUUACCUUGGAAUGCCAUGUUAGAUUGGUUGUCCGAAGACAAGCAGUUGCAUAACUUAGUUCUUAGAGCAUACAGGUAUGGUUUUAAGUUGAUGCUGGAUCAGAUACUGAUAGGUGAAGCAAACACUCCAGAGGAGACCCAGGAAUACUUUGAGGAGUAUGACAAAGACUGGUACAUUGGACUGGAAAAGGAUGAUGAUUGGAAGGCUGCUGUAUUGUCAUCAAGGAAACAGUUAUUCUCAAUGGGCCAUAAUAAAGCACAGGGAACCUAUAACAGUCGAGUUCUUUCCCUACAGCCAGUGAUGGCACACAUUGGGAGAAUGAAUCCAGAAGUAGUCAAGGGGCAGUGGGCCAAUCUAAGUCUGGAACUGUUAUACCUGACCAAUGAUGACGAGGAGCGUUACAGUAUACAAGCACAUCCCACAAUUCUCAGAAAUCUGACCGUACAAUCUGCUGACCCACCACUUGGAUACCCUAUUUUCUCAUCAGAACCUAUAAGCAUUCCAACACUGUGAUUUUAAAUGAGAUUUAUGUUUUUAUAUUUAUACACCCAAAUGUGACCCCAAUUGAUUUUUGAAGAUAGAUAAUGCAACUAUUAGGAAAUUUGAUAUAACUGAGGAAUUUAUUCUUGUAGUUUUAUUGAUUUAGAAAAAAGGCUCUUUUCUCAAAAAUCUUAGGAUUAUAAUUAAUAGUAAGUUAUACUGUAAUGUAUAUGACUUUUGAGUAUUUUUACUCUUCAGAUUUUUUGUGAAGAGCUGUAGAUCCUUUGAAGGUUCU
Molecule: messenger RNA, 4247 nt
Organism: Mytilus trossulus (common blue mussel)
Lineage: Eukaryota; Metazoa; Mollusca; Bivalvia; Mytilida; Mytilidae
Product: pecanex-like protein 4
Exons: 10
Coding region: 170-3985 (1271 amino acids)
Cellular component (GO): membrane
Source: RefSeq, a predicted model, not a curated record